Manihot esculenta (cassava) is the source of this 897-nucleotide messenger RNA. Its product is annotated as uclacyanin 1. Lineage: Eukaryota; Viridiplantae; Streptophyta; Magnoliopsida; Malpighiales; Euphorbiaceae. Gene Ontology annotation, cellular component: plasma membrane. The coding region runs from base 78 to 773 and encodes 231 amino acids. The record is from RefSeq and is a predicted model, not a curated record. The transcript has 2 exons. Gene Ontology annotation, molecular function: electron transfer activity.
GAUCUGUAUAUAAGGAAUUCCAGUGAAGCCAAAAAUGACAUUAUCUUCAAUUGCAUAUCUGUCUCUGCAGCAAAUUAAUGGUAAAAAUGAGAACAAUCAUGAGCUUGGGUGUUAUAGCAAUGCUGCUGAAACUAGCAGUGGCAGCAAAUUACACCGUUGGAUCUCCAAAUGGUGGUUGGGACACCACCACUGAUGUUCAAUCCUGGGCAACAUCUCAAUCCUUCUUGGUUGGAGAUAACUUGAUUUUCCAAUAUGGACCAAACCACAAUGUGUAUGAAGUUUCAAAGGGAGAUUAUGACACCUGCCAGACCAGUAAUCCAAUUCAAACGCAAAGUGGGGGCUCCACCGUCAUUCCUCUUUCUUCUCCAGGCAAGAGGUACUUCAUCUGUGGAACACCAGGACAUUGCACCCAGGGAAUGAAGCUUGAGAUUGACAUUCUUGCGACUGCACCGCCGCCAGCUUCACCUACAAAUUCUCCACUGCCAUCCUCUCCGCUCACUCCUCCUGUUUCCUCUCCUUCUCCAUCUCCAAAAAGUUCUGGUUUUCCUUCGCCAGCACACUCACCGGAACUCGCUCCUACAUUAUCUCCUUCAUCUCCAUUCCCACCUGAGUCGCCGUCGGAACUUCCUGAAUUCUCUCCUACUAGCUCCCCUCUACCUGGUGUUUCUUUAGCUGCGCCACCAUCAUCGGCCAACAAAGACACCAUCCCCACAAAUCUCAUUAUAAGCUUCAGCCUGAUCAUGAUGAUGAUGAUGAAGCUUCUGGGCCUUUAGGCAACUGGAGCGAAAGAUGAUUCUUUUAGACAACGACCGGUUGAAUGUUUUCUUCAUUUCCUUUUUCUUGUCUGUCUUUCAAUGUAUCUGAUAGUUAUAUAUCUAUUAAUUGCAUUAGAAUGAU